UAAAGAUUCGAAAUGGGCGGGCGGCUCAGGUUCGCCGGUCAGACUGGCAGAAGUUAGGGCUAGUCUGACCUUCUGUUUUCUUAAGAGAAUGUAAAAUCGAACAAAGUCGAAAAGAAUGAAGCUGUGGGAAACUGCAGUGGUAGUGGAAGCGCUCCAGAGCGAGGAAGACAACUCUAUUACGGCGCGGGACUAGCAACUGAAGGGUCCUUGGAGUCCGUGAGCUAAUCGGACGCCUACUCUGUGCCCAGUGCUUAGCAGUCUCGCGGUGGCUGAGCCCUAGACGGCCGAGAGCACCCCAGCCACUAGGCCAAGGACUAUAGCCGGCGUCGGAUGCGCCCCGCAAGCCCGAGGCUGAAAGGGCGAAGGGAAAUCACGGAAAGGAGUGAACGGGAGCGAGCGCGGGAGUGAACCGUACGGACUGUCACAAACAACCCGGGAAUAUUCCACCCAUGAAGUCACUUCUCUUUCACUCGCGAGGAACUUCCAGGACGGUGGCAACCGGAACCGCAGGAGCACUUCUCCGGGGAGACUGGGUCGGAGUCCGGCUCUCCCUGGGGCCGAGGACGCCCCCUCCCCCAGCCAAAGGCUCACCCCCUUCUCUCGUCCUCACUUGCCUCGUGAGGUUUCCCCCAACGCCGUCUACUGCCCUUCCCAACCCCCAGUUGAAUCCAGGCUCAAGGAGGAGAAACGCUGAUAUCGUUCAGCAGCAGUGACCACAGCAAUCAUGGUGAACUUAGUUCAGAUUGUGCAUGACCACUGGGUACAUGUACUUGUCCCCAUGGGAUUUAUCUUUGGAUGGUACCUGGACAGAAGGAAUGAUGAAAAGCUAACUGCCUUCCGCAACAAGAGUAUGCUAUUUAAAAGGGAAUUGAGGCCCAAUGAAGAAGUUACCUGGAAGUAGACUGUGGCUAAAUUACAGAAUAUUCAUAUUUUAAAAGCUAUGGGAGAAAUAAAAAUGUUUGUUAUUU
Fukomys damarensis (Damara mole-rat) is the source of this 968-nucleotide messenger RNA. It is a transcript of the gene Ndufb1, whose product is annotated as NADH:ubiquinone oxidoreductase subunit B1. Bases 725 to 901 code for a protein of 58 amino acids. Lineage: Eukaryota; Metazoa; Chordata; Mammalia; Rodentia; Bathyergidae. The record is from RefSeq and is a predicted model, not a curated record. Gene Ontology annotation, cellular component: mitochondrion. The transcript is spliced from 3 exons.